UCUCCCCGACCCAGACCUCCUUCUCUCUGCCAUCCCAACCCCGCCGCCGGCCUCCCCCAUCCCAGCUGCCGACGACCUCCUCAUCGCCCCCAGCGCCGACCAUCCUCCCUUCCACCACCCCUCCUGUCCGAUUCGCCCCCUCGCGACCAAAUCUCGUGAGCCAAUUCCCCUUCCCUCCCCGCACGCCCACGCGCACGAUCCAGGAGGAGAUGGCCGCCGCCGCCGUCGCCCCCCAUCCCCACCAUUGACGGCCACCACCUCCUCGAGCGGGCGAGGCGGAUUGGCGGCCUUGACCAUGCCGAUCUGGCGGACACAGCCUCGAUCCAGAGGGAGGGAUUUGGCAGCCAUGGUGAUGGGGGUCGCCUCCCUCCUCCCUCCCCUCGACGCCCUCCAUAGUGAUGGCUCCGUUCCCUCGACGCCCGGUGGUCAUCCUCCCUUAGGCCACCCGCCCAACUUCGUCCUCCCGCAGCAGCUCACCCGCCCCUCCACCUCCUCCUCCUCCCUAACAGGCCUCUUCUCGUCGUCGUCCACAGGCGAUUCCAGCAUGGUGGUUGUCGGCUCCGCGGACACCUUCAAGGACAUCCAUGCCAAGGUGCAAGUGGAGAAGCUCCCCGCCGUCUUCUACUACACGGCUGUCUGGUGUGGGUCGUGUCGGGCGAUGGCACCUGUGAUCGAGAAGAUGAGCAGACAGUACCCCAAGAUACCCGUGUACAAGGUGGACAUCGACAUGGUGAUUAGGGACUGUUUUACAACACAUCAUCCUCUGUUUUUACACAUAGUUGUAGAAGAAAAUACUUUUGCUUAUUGCAAGUCGCGACUGUCAUGCGUAUGUUAUGAAUUCAUAAACUAUAACAUGUUUUUUUUGCCAUGGUGAAGGAGUAAACUGAACAAUUAAGUUGCUAGUUCAGUAUGUGAGUUGCAUCAUGAGAUGCUGCUGAUAAGAGAGAGGCACUCUCUCCGUUGUAUUUUCUGUUUAUUGUCUUUAGUUAAUGCGUCCCCAUGUCUUGGUAGGUAAUUAGUAUCAUGUCCAUGUUGAUGUCAUGCGAUGCUGCUGAUAAGUCUGAAAUUUUGCGUGCCCAAAAUCUAGGCUUCCCAGUUUAAUUGGGCAGCACUUACUGUCGUUGUAGCUACGCUUCUGGUUGCUGCGAGAAAAUGCUCGCUUCUGGGUGCGAGAAAAUGGUCUUGCGGUCUUAAUUUUUUGAUCCAGUGGAUUAUGGUCAGACAUCAUGCCAUGUUGUGAUGUUUGCUUAUUAGGUAUGUGCAUUGAUCUAUUCUUGCUAGAUGUGCAACAACAAAUUGAGAGAUAUGAUACUGAUUCCUUUCUUGUUCAGUGUAAAUUUAUUACAUAAACAUGUGGAGGGCACUAUGACUAUAGCAGAGUUGGUGAUAUGAUACUGAUUCCUUUCUUGUUCAAUGUAAAUUUAGUUUGAGGAGAGUUGGUGAUAACCACUUACAAGUUCAUGAAUAACUAAGCAACUGUGAUGCUGAAAAAACAUUUCCUGCUGAGUAUAGUACAACUCCAUAUUUGGCAACCACAUGUCACGAGAACACCUUGAGACCGCUAUUCGCUAAAUACCUGUUACUUUUGUUAUCCUUUGUUCUAUCUUGUUCUGCCUUGUCAUUUUCUAAUUGGGGAAAAGCAAUAAUCCUGUUUGGCUUUUGCUCAAGGGAAUUUUUAUGUACGUACUAUUUCCCCCCUGAUCAAGUAGUUGAUUGAUUUGAAUAUACACAUAUGAUGCAGCACUGGACAUGAAGUACAUCACAAGGGUCAAGGAUUAGGGAGGCUACCCUUCCAUGGCAACUCGUCAACAAGGCCAACGGAGAGGCUCUCAAGCACUCCCUCAGCCAAUCUCACCCUCUACAUCUCUGGGUACAAGAACCAGUUCCAAAACUUCAUCAAGCACCUGUGCAAGAUGGGUGACGAGGUGAAGGUUUUCAAAUGUUGAAGGAGGAGGAGAAUAAGAACUUCUGUGAUGUCUUGUCAUCUACUUUCUUUUCUUUGCUGUAGAAUAGUUUUGUUUGGCACUUACUGGUUCCUUGGACAUAAAGAUAUGUACUGCUAGAAUGAAUGCAUGUAAAGAUAUUUUGGGCUCCUAUAAUAUUCCAUGUUGCUUUGAAAAUGUAUCGGAACUGGGCUAGGCCCAAGAUAACUUGUAGUGUGAUGUGUUGUAAUGUCAAUGGCAUAAUAAAAGAAGUUCGAUUG
Triticum dicoccoides is the source of this 2203-nucleotide messenger RNA. Its product is annotated as thioredoxin O, mitochondrial-like. Lineage: Eukaryota; Viridiplantae; Streptophyta; Magnoliopsida; Poales; Poaceae. Gene Ontology annotation, biological process: cell redox homeostasis. The transcript has 6 exons. Bases 296 to 874 code for a protein of 192 amino acids. The record is from RefSeq and is a predicted model, not a curated record.